AUCUUACAUGAAUGUGCAGUUCCCAACCUCAUCACACAUCACAGACAACUUGUUGUGGACAUAGAACAAGAGCUUUCAGAUCAAACGGCAGAAUAUUUUAAAGAAUAUGGAAGCUUUGGGAUUAAUUCCCGGGGUUGUUUUUGUGCUCCUACUAUUGACCCUCAUAGGUUUCCUUCUAUGCUUUGGAUAUGUCUUCUACAUGCACUUAAAGUUUGACCAUGUCCCUGGACCCCCCAGAGACAGUUUUUUCCUCGGACACUUACCAACAUUGAUGAAGCUGGCGAAGAAAAACAUGGUGAUUUAUGACCCGUUUUUGGAAUGGGUGGACAAGUAUGGUCCGGUAAUACGUCUUAAUCUCGUUCACAAGGUCCUAAUCUUUGUUAUUAGCCCUGAUGCAGUUAAGGAAUUCCUAAUGUCUCCAAAAUACACCAAAGAUGAUUUCUAUGAUCGCAUACACAGCAUGUUUGGAACUAGAUUUAUGGGAAAUGGUUUGGUCACAGAUCGAAACCAUGAACACUGGUACAAACAGAGGAGGAUUAUGGAUCCAUCAUUCAGCAAAAGUAACCUGAUGCAGUCAAUGACAACGUUUAAUGAUAAAGCAGAAGAUCUGAUGGAGAAACUAAGAGAAAAGGCAGAUUGGAAAAGUCACAUUGUAAUGCACAAAAUGAUGAGUAGAGUCACACUGGAUGUUAUUGCCAAGGUUGCCUAUGGGAUGGAGCUGGAUGCUGUUCAUGAUGAUCAAACACCAUUUCCACAAGCAAUUUCCAUGGCUAUGAGAGGAAUGGUAGAAGCACGGAAUCCAUUGUCAGUGUUUAAUCCAUUCAAACAAGAUGUGAUCAGAGAAGUGAAAAAGAGUCUGAAUUUUCUGAGAGACACAGGCAAAGAACGUAUUGAGCAAAGGAUUAAGGCGAUUCAAGAUGGAGAUGACAUUCCUAAAGAUAUCCUUACGCAGAUCCUUAAAGCUGCUGAGCUGGAAGGCGGUUGCACUAUGGAGGAUUUUGUAGAUAAUUUUGUUACUUUUUUUAUCGCAGGACAAGAAACAACCGCCAACCAGCUGUCCUUUGCUGUUCAGGAAUUAGCACGACAUCCAGAGAUACUAGUAAGGGUCCAGGCUGAAGUGGAUGAAGUUAUUGGCUCCAAAAGAGAUAUUGAUUAUGAAGAUCUUGGGAGACUGAAAUAUCUGUCUCAGGUUUUAAAAGAAACCUUGAGGUUGUACCCGACAGCCCCAGGAACCACAAGAACCACAGAGGAGGAAAGUAUCAUUGAAGGAGUGAGGAUUCCUGCUGGAUCUAAUGUAAUGUUCUGCACGUACAUCAUGUGCCGGAUGGAAAAAUAUUAUGCAGAUCCCUUGGUCUUCAACCCAGAUAGAUUCCACCCUGAUGCCCCCAAGCCUGCCUACGUCUACUUUCCAUUUUCCCUUGGGCCACGAACAUGUAUCGGACAAGUAUUUGCUCAGAUGGAGGCAAAAGUGGUCAUGGCCAAACUUCUACAGAGAUAUGAGUUCGAGCUGGUGGAAGGACAAAGCUUCAAGAUUUUGGAUACAGGGACCCUGCGCCCCUUGGACGGUGUCAUUUGCAGAUUGAGGCCUCGAGCAUCAAAGAAAUAAACUGCAUUACCUCAUUUCAUAGGAAAGAACAUUUUAAUUAGUUCUCAUUCAUAUGAGUGUACUGGAUCUAUACUCUGGUCAGUGGUAAGUUCACAUCUAUCCAAUUUUAAAAGUGACUACAUUCGGCACAUUUGCAAGUGUAUACUGUUUUUGUGUGGGACUCAAAAAUGUGGUCGACCGUGCCUUUGAAUCCCACAAAAACAGCAUUAUCCUGCUUCUUCUUCCCACUGCUGAACAUUAAAGGGGUACUCUGCUGGAAAAUAUAUAUAUAUUUUUUUUAAAUCAACUGGUGCCAGAAAGUUAAACAGAUUUGUAAAUUACUCAAAAAACCUUAAAGGAAAACUGUCACAUAUUUUCUCCCGCACUAUCCACCGGUAUUGGUGGAUAGUGCGGGAGACGCUGAUUAAAACGAGCCCUACCUUGGUCUGAUCCGUGCCGCCGUUCGCCCGCACUUGUAGUUUUAAUCUCUGUGUAUAUCCGGCUGUAAAUGGCAAAGGCGGUGCUUUUGCGGGCUAACUGACACUGACGUCAGCGCCGCUCAUGAAUAUUUAUAAAUUGUUGGCCAAGGAAGUCUCGCCUACCUUGUUAUCCCUCUACAAUUCAUACCUGACUGGGGGGGGGGGGGGGGGAUACCGACGGACUCUAACAUGGCAUACAUCAAGGUACUCCCCAAACCGGGGAAGGAUAGCUCAACGCCAGGGGGAUAUAGACCGAUUUCCCUCAUUAAUGUUGACCUGAAACUAGUAUCGAAAAUAUUGGUGGAUAGACUGGCGGGCAUUUUGCCGAGAUUAUUACUACCGAAUCAGGUCGGCUUUACUAAGGGACGGUCCUUGGUCACUCAUAUUCACACAGUUUUAACAUUACUAGAUGACUUGCAGCAAUGUCCUGAGAAGCAUCCCACUGUGGCAUUGUUAUCUAUAGAUGCCGAGAAGGCUUUUGACAAUGUCCGGUGGGACUGGCUAUGGGCUGUCUUACAACACAUGGGGUUUAGCGGACCCUUCCUACAUUAUUUGCAAGCUCUCUACUCUACACCAAGAGCGAGGAUACACACUACUGGCUUCCUUUCACCCACUUUCACACCACAAAAGGGAACAAGACAGGGUUGUCCUCUCUCCCCCCUGCUUUUUAAUCUGGCUAUUGAACCCUUGUCGCGCAUGCUACACUCCCUCAGAGACCGGUUUGGGGUGGAGCUGGGGGGACAGAGGAUUAGCCAUACGUUGUUUGCAGACGACCUACUGUUGUUCCUAGAAAAUCCAAGGGGGGGGGGGUAUGGAGAGAGUCUUCGCUACACUGGAGGCCUUCGGGGAGCUUUCUGGCUUUCAAGUCAACACUGACAAAAGUGUGCUCUUAGAUUUAUCCCCACCUCAUGCUGCACUUUAUAGUUCGGAAUUAUCAAGGAGGGUACAUUUGAGUCGUACGUCAUUCAAAUAACUAGGCAUUUGGGUGGGUCGAACACCGUCAUCCUUAUACGCGUUGAACUAUCCCCCAUUGAUACGCAAAAUCGAGGGUGAACUUAGCAGAUGGAUGACGCUACCUCUACCCCUUUUAGCGAGAUGUCAUCUAGUUAAGAUGCUGAGUUUUUUGAAAUUAUUAUAUCCCAUACAAACAUUCCCUAACUUCCUCUUUUACUAGGUUUAUUUGGGCUGGUAAGAGGCCUAGGAUUGCACUGACUAAACUAAUGCUACCAAGAGAGAAGGGGGGGGGGGGUUGGGUUCCCCGACAUUAGGCACUAUAACUUGGCGUGCCUCUUUCGGCACUGUAUUGACUGGUUAAGGGAGAGCUCCUGGUACUCGAAUGUUCGUCUGGAGGGAGGGGUGGCGACUCCUUGGACUCUCUCAGCAUUGCUCCAUGCAAAAUUUGCUCCUUUACCCGCUAAUAUCAAAAAGAGACUCCUUUUCAGAGAUACAAUAGGGGCUUGGAAGCGUUGCAGAGAGCUCAUGGACCUGCCUUAUUCCAUUAGUAAACACAUGCCGCUGUGGAACAUGCCGGAAUUCCCGAUGGGUAGAUCCAACAGUAUGUUUCAUAGUUGGAAAAGUAGGGGCAUAACUAGGGUGCAACAUCUCCUAUAUGCAACCGAACCCCGUUAUCUACUCUUCCCUGAACUCACUGAGAAGUACGGUUUGCGGGAAGGUCACUACUUGCCUUAUUGCCAGGUGAUGGCCUUUCUACGCCCAUGCUUAAACAAUCUGUCGAGGGAACAUGCCCAUACCUCUUUUGAUAGCUUCAUUACCUCCGAUGAUCCAUAUCAUACUCUGGCGGGUCUCUAUAGAUAUUUGACGAGGAAAGGGAGUGGGACAGGGAUGUCGGCCCUCUUUCCGUACUGGGAGAGGAAGCUGGCAGAGACUGACUUAGCGGUCCCUAUCUUGGAAGGUUGGGCGAGGUUAUGCAAGGCGGUUACGAACGAGGGGUGGAGGGAGACCCAAUUCAAGAUUAUGCACCAUGCCAGAUAUGGUUUUUCUCUGCGCAGGACAGCUGUUAAACCAGAUAGGUUAGAACAUUGCCCAAACUGUGGGUAAUUUAGGACUGACCUCUACCAUGGACUGUGACUCAGAGAUUUUGGAAGACGACUGUAUACCCCUUGAUGCGGAGACUUCGGUUGUACUUUCCCCUCUCUCCCAAGCUGGCAGUUCUACACGUGACGCCAGAUGAUAUGUCGACUCCACUGAUACUACACACGCUUCUCUUGGUGUCUAAACGAUGUUUACUGUCGCACUGGCUUUCUCAAUCCCUGCCAACGGAAUCGGAGGUCAUCUCACAGAUGUCACACUAUAUGCACAUGGACCAUAUUGAGUUAGUUAGGAUGAAGGAGAAAUCGGCAAAGAGCUUUUUAUCUGACAAAGACAUUAUCAAUGUAGUGAAGCCAUUUAAAGAUACGAUAUGGUACCUGACGAAAGAUUUGGCAGGGGACCUGGGUAGACUGAGACUACCAGACUGACACAAGGCGCUCUAGAGGUGGAUGUUGAGUGGGUUAGAGUCGGGCCCUCAGUUCACGGGGAACAACUCUCGCAUUGGUACAGGACCUCAUGUAUUCCUCUUCUCACUAGAAACGUAAUCACUCGAGAUUUAGGAUGUAUUGUCGUAUGUUCCCUCGGCUGCUUCUCUCUUGUCUUAUGCAAUUCUCCUUUGCAU
This is a messenger RNA of Hyla sarda, 4735 nucleotides long. Its product is annotated as cholesterol 24-hydroxylase-like. The record is from RefSeq and is a predicted model, not a curated record. Gene Ontology annotation, biological process: cholesterol catabolic process. The coding region runs from base 107 to 1606 and encodes 499 amino acids. The transcript is spliced from 15 exons. Gene Ontology annotation, molecular function: cholesterol 24-hydroxylase activity; iron ion binding; heme binding. NCBI's taxonomy places the organism in Eukaryota, Metazoa, Chordata, Amphibia, Anura, Hylidae.